CUGAGUUUUUCUCCAAUUAGCGUGUCGCAUUUUGUUUGUAAAAUACAUUCGAGGUUUUUUUUUUUUUUUCUAAUUUAAUUUGCAGGGGGGAUAUUCCUCGAUGGGUUACACAUUAUUGCUCUACCAAGACGUUGUUAUCUAGUCUCACAUCAAUCUACAUUUAAUUUAUGUCAUCAUUUAGCCGACAAAUGGCAAUGAAUUAAUAAUAAUACUUUUUUUAGAAUAAGUGAUAAUUUUUAUUAAAAAAUAAAACAAAAGUACAAAAUUUCUAUAUGCCGAAUAUGAGUAAAGCUUCUCCAAUGACCAAUUUUUUUUUAUAACAUGAAUGAAUAUGGCAUCAACAUAUGUUUACAUUUUUCUCUGGCUUGACUGUUAUCAAUUUCAACAUUUUUCUCAACUCUGCUCUGUUAUUUUAAAUUUUGUUAUGAUCUCUGCUUCUUCUUUUUUUCUUUUUAAAUUUUGUUAUGAUCUCUUGAAUGUAGUUGCCACGCAAACUGAGAUAUGUUUAAUGUAGUUGCCAUCAUGUGGGGCAAAUAACUUGGAAAGAAGCUGCAGAUAGAGGUCUAAAUCUGGCAAAGAGGUUUGGUCAUUUGAAGGUGAUUCAAAUGUGUUAAACCAGGGCUUGGAAGGUAAGGUUAACAAUGGCUCUUGGUCCAAUCUCCCUAUCAUUCUGGAAAUUACAAGGCUUGCUGACAGUUUUCAAGAAGUGGAAUGGAGUUGGAUCCCUCGUAGCAACAACAAAGCUGCUCAUGGGGAGCUAGAAUUGGCUUCAGAGCGGUGGCGCAAGUUAGCUGGGCUGAGAGGCCACCACCGUCUCUUUUGGGUGUGCUGGAAGCGGAUGGUCUUACGGGGCCUCCCAUCUAAUGUUUUGAUUUUCGGUCCUUUGUCAGUCUCUCCACUUUGCUAUCUUUGGCGCUGUGUGUACUGGCUAAGUUUAGUUUGCUUUGUUUCUGUGGGUCUUUCUUUGUAUGCGCCCUUCUCUUAUUAAUUAAGUUAUCUUGUUUUAGAAUUCUAAUUACUACCUUUUAUAUAGAAUAAUUAUAAUAUGGUGGAAUAUGACAAUAUAUUUUAAAGGUAUGAAAUAUAUUCAAUACCAUGCGACAUAAACUACGAAGAAAAAGAGGAAAGCUCUAUCAGACCAAAAAAGGAAAAAAAGAAGAGAGGAAAGCUCUAUAAAAGCCUCUACACUAAAACCCUAAUUAGCAGAGAGACGAAGCCUCCAUACUUGAUUGCCCUCAAAUUCAGAUUAGGGUUCACAUGGGAGAUAAAGAUUGGAUCAGUGAAUUGCCGGAUGCUCUUCUUUGCCGCAUACUUUCUUUCCUUCCAACAACGAUAUGGGCUGUGAGGACCACCAUUUUGUCUAAAAGGUGGAACAACGUAUGGACUUGUGUUCCCAAUCUCGACUUAGACUGCGGAGGAAAUUUUGGUUACCAUCACUGUGAUCAUGAUCGUUUUGCCAUGUUUGUUGAUCGUGUACUUUGCUCUCGUGACUCAUCAGACAUCAAAAAAUUUCGUCUCAGGACUUGUGUUACUGACUUGGCUCGUGUUGAGGGUUGGAUUUGUACUGCCGUUAGGCGUAAUGUAGUUGAACUUGAACUUGAACUUGAUGUUGGAGAAAAAUACACUUUUGUGUUGCCUAGAAGCGUUUUUAGCUGCAAAACCCUCAAGGUUUUGAAAUUGUAUGGGUCACUUUGUAUUCCUUAUGCUCCUCCUGCUUCACGGUGUUUCCCAAGUCUCAAGUGCCUCCUUGUUUCAGUUAGAAGUCCUGGUUGUAAGAGCUUAAUGGAAAACGUUUUUACAAACUGUCCUGUACUUGAAGAUUUGAGUAUUUCUUACACGAAUCUUCUUGAAAACGAUGCUCCUAUUUAUAAGAUGAAGGUCUCUGCGCCUGAACUGAAGACGUUGAGAAUGAGUUUAAGUGAAAAGUAUCCUGGGGAGAAUGUUUUAAUUGAUGCUCCAAAGCUUGAAAAGCUUGAUGUCCAGACACACUUAGAGGGUGUCUCGAAUUAUUCUUUGGAUGCAAGAUCCCUAGUCAAUGCCAAUAUUGAUUUCGAAGACUAUUAUUUUGCAGACCGAGCUUCCCUUCCCAAACAUGCAAUUGCGCUUUUGGCAGGAAUUUCCAAUGUUAAAUAUCUCUCACUCAAAACUUCUUAUUUAAGGGCUGGGGAACUCCCCUUUUUUCCUAAUUUGAACAAAUUGAAGGUGGUUGUUUACCGUUGCAAAUACUGGGACUUGCUGGCAGUGCUGCUGGAAAACGCACCUAAUUUGGAAGAUCUUGAUUUAGAAGAUGGAACCAUGCGGGAUGAAAAGCAUUCAAAGCUUCACUGGAAGCCACCAAAAGUUGUGCCUAAUUGUUUGAUGUCGCACCUCAAGACUAUUACCCUAUGUCCAUUCAGGGGACAAAAGAUUGAUAUGGAAUUGGCAGAGUAUUUGUUAAACAAUGGUCAUCUUCUGGAUAAGAUUACACUUUAUGCAAGUUAUUUUUGGCAUACGCUAGAUGUAAGGAGGGCACUUCCGAAGUUUAAUAGGGCUUCAAUGACUUGUCAAGUUGAAUACAAGAGGAUAAAUUGCUACUAAGGCAGGGAGUGAAAUUCUGAGGAAAUGUUUUUGCCUCUAGAGAUUGAAUUACACUCUAUUUCUGCCUCAGUGUCUUUUGAGCAUUUAUUUAGUAUAGCGUUUCUUCAUCUCGAUCUUCCUCUUGAUCAGUUCUUCUAAUAAGGACAACGUACGUUGGAUCCCAUGAGUUCUUUUUUCUUUUUCUUUUUUCUCUUGGGGCUAACAUUGUCAUGCAAUUAAUUAUAUGCAGUUUCCUGCCAUUAAGAGAAUAAUCCGACUCAAUAAUAAACAUGAGAAUAAUCACCAAUUCAUUCAGUAUCCACUACUAGAAAACUUCUUCAUAGGCCACUGAUACACUCGUGGCCUAUACUAAUGUCAACCACAAUCUAUCUAUGACUAAAGGGACUUGGCUACGGCUUGACCACAGAUCACAUAAUUCUCAAAGGGCUAUACCACAACAAAGAGUGUACGCGGCCUAUAAGUCGCGCACCUAAUUCUCAAAGGGCUUCAAAUACUUGUCACGCUGAGUUCAACGAUGCUACAUUACAACGCAGCACACAAGUAGCAUUAAUCAAUCUCCUAAAUGGAGUUGUUGUACUAAAGUAAUUAAUCCCCUUGAAAUUGCUUAUAAUUGUUUUAUUUUUCAUAAAAUUGUAUACCAAUUCCUUUGCUUUUCUUUUGAAACCUAAAAUUUUACCGUAUUUAUGUAUACCAAUUCCUUUGAUCCUUUUUUAUAUGAUGGGUAACCCACUCUCUCAUAGAAACAUUAUUUUUCAAAGCAGAAUAUAUAGAAUAAUGGAAAAUUUGUAAUGCUUUCGAAUUCAAAUGUACAGAUGGGCUAACAAUGCUUUGACGUUAUUGCACUUAAAAAACAACAAUGCCUUGAGAAAUUUUUUUUUCUUGGGGCUAACGUUGUCCUUUGCUCAGUCAUACAUGAUUGAAUCAUAUGCAUUUUCCUGCCAUAAAGAGCUAUACGCAAGCUCCUCUAACCCAACUCCAUAACUAACAUGACAAUAAUAGUCAUCAACCAAUUCAGAAUCAGCCGCUGGACAAUCCAUCUCAUACUCACAACAAGAAGAAUCCAUAUACCAAUUCAUGUCAUCGCUUGGUGAGCAAGCCACCUGAUCCACAUCAAACCAUCCCACCUGAUCAAAAUCAACUGAUGAUGACACUGAGCAAUCCUGACCGUCCAAGCCUCCUACAACGUUCGACAA
Messenger RNA from Prunus persica (peach), 3770 nucleotides. RefSeq names its product F-box/FBD/LRR-repeat protein At1g16930. NCBI's taxonomy places the organism in Eukaryota, Viridiplantae, Streptophyta, Magnoliopsida, Rosales, Rosaceae. Bases 1258 to 2577 code for a protein of 439 amino acids. The transcript has 3 exons. The record is from RefSeq and is a predicted model, not a curated record. Gene Ontology annotation, molecular function: protein binding.